CCUGCUGCUUAUCAGCGAAAGCCAGAAGGUAAGAGCGGGUUUGAAUUUCAUCAGGCCAACCAAGAAGCAAUUGUGAGUAAAGAAAAGAAAAAUGGCCUCGCCUCCGGAAAAAGUUCUCAAGGACCUCCACAGUCAUGGUUGGAUCGAUGACGUUUUUGCGUCUGCUUCAGAGCGUGGUCUUACGGCCGCUGUUUUCAUCCGUUAUUCUCGCGAAAGUCGAGGCGACGUCGGCCAUGCAGCACCUACAAACAACCCCAGAUGGGGCUCCAGUGCCACUACCAAGCCAGAAUUCCGACGAAUGGACCGUGUCCGAGAUGUUUCGCGAGGAUUUGGCAGAUUUUCUCCGGAGAAAAAGCUGCAACCUCGCUUACGAACUCGGGGUGUACAGAGGGGAGACCACGAGGGUGCUGGCGCAACACUGCAGCUUCGUCUACGCAAUGGACGACUCCAUGCAGUUCCUUUUCACAGCUAUGCAGAACCUGCGAGGCGUGACCAACAUUCUGUUUUUCCGUAUCCACAGCUACCUCGACAAACCGUGGAGGGAGGUGCUACCACUCAAUCGCAAGAAAAACAGCAGGAAGAAAAACGACAUCCUUUUCUUGGAUUGCGUCCACACGUAUCCGAUGGUGGUAAGCGAUCUGGUGGCGGCAAGAGACGAACUACAGGUAGACUUUGUCGUCGUGGACGAUUACGGAGCCCAUACCGCGGUGAGAAGUGCCGUCGACCACUUCGUCGAAGCGGGGUAUGCAGAAGUGUAUGAGAAAAUGGGCACCGCAGUUGUGGAGGCCAGCACGGAGGAGGAGCGUCCGGAAGGGGUCGUUCUGCGAAUGAUUGUAGAGGCCACGACAGCUACCACGGUCGCUCUUCCAGAAUGGGCUCUUCCAGAAGAAGCUCCUGCGCGUGAGAGGACCAUGGGGGGUAGGAAACAGGAAACUCAAGAUAGCAACGUCGCUUCACAUGAUGUCGCGACGCCCCGCUUGCGUUUUUGGGACGAUCCGCACAUCAACAUACAGGGAACCAGAACUACACCUGGAAAGACCGCAGCUGUUCAAAAUAAUCUUCCAAACCACGGCGCUCGAUCUUUUCCGCAGCGGUCGCUUGCUUAUGCGUCGAUCUUGACCGACUUCGAGGGCAUGAGAAUUUUUUCGGCCCUGCCGCUCUUCGACGCAGUUUUGCGUGGGAAAUUUACCAGAGGACUAAACCUGGCGCUGAGCAGACACAUUCUAUUUUCCGACAGGACGUCGACUGGCGCAGCUCUUCCUGAUGAACACGACAAGCGAAGUAUGGUAUCAUCUGCGGAAAUUUUUUUCGACGAGAAGUAUAAUCCUGUGGUUGUUCAUGGUGGUCUUGACCGCGACGGGCGGAACAACAAUGCUAUUUUAGUACAGGAUGAUCUUCAUAUCGCACCUUCUGCGCCGACACGACCACGUGUAGAGCCCCGUCUGUACACCGUCUGGAGGUCCAGCGAGGCGGCUGCUUUGGAAGAAGAGAAGAGUGUUGCUCCUGCGCAUGAUCUAGAAGUACAACUGAAGGAUGGAAUCAAAAACCUGCUCGGGCAGAUGAACGAAAACUACACUGCGCUCCGGACGACGAGCUCACCUGCUCGAGAUGAUGAAAGAACCGCUGUGAGCAAUUAUGUCAAGGCACUCUUUUGCCAGCUGCCGUAUCUCCUCCUGGGGUUCGGGGCCACCUGGGACAUUGAGAAGGACGCAAUAGGCUGUACUAGCGAUGAAGAGGGUCGUGGUCAUGAUCAGAACGUUGAUGGUGACCAGCUGCCAACGAAAAAUCAUGAAUUUCAGACCACCUCCCGGACUGCUAGAAGUACAACCGAGAAACAAGGUCGCGACCCGUCUUCCGCGUUGAGCGUCGACGAGCACGGUGACGCUUCUGCUGCUUCUUCAGCGGCACAGCCAAAAGUGAAACCGGUUGCUGUACCUCCGGACGAGCAGCAGGAUACUCUUCAAAAGGUAGCUCACCAAGCAGGAGCUCCCGCAGCGAGGAGGACCCCCAAGAUGAACCAGAGGAGGAAUUACAAUAAUCACUUCCGUCUCCGGCGCCAUCCGAAAGCGUCUAUCGACUACGAGGUCGUACUCAGUGACGAUCAGCAAUUCGGCAUACUGUGGGCGGCAAACGCGACGGAAAGACGUCUUCGAGGCGAGUCGUCGAUGCAUGAUGCAGAUUUUUACAGUACCGGAAUGCGGUCGUCGUCUACUUCAGUUAGCACAACGACGGCAACCAAAGCCAGAUCCGUUCCUUAUCUCCUGCUUAGCCAAGCGGCAUAUGACGCAAUCCUAAUGCGCAUGCUGCACUUGAUCCGAUUUACUGCCAUGCCAAACGUGGACGCACGGUGAAAUAUUUUUUUCGAGAUUUUAUUUGAUGAUGUGUCUCCUUUGCAGCGGCGUUCGCGUUUCUCUUAAGAUGAAAGCCACAACGUAGUAGUUAAGACCAAGAUCGUUAAUAAAGUUUCCACGAGUUGGGUGUGAUCAGCGAAUCCGGAUGAGAAAUUAACAGUCCAAUGGCUUUAGUAUUUUGCGUUAGUU
Messenger RNA from Amoebophrya sp. A120, 2540 nucleotides. NCBI's taxonomy places the organism in Eukaryota, Dinophyceae, Syndiniales, Amoebophryaceae. The record is from the annotation of a GenBank genome assembly.